Molecule: messenger RNA, 4876 nt
Organism: Colias croceus (clouded yellow)
Lineage: Eukaryota; Metazoa; Arthropoda; Insecta; Lepidoptera; Pieridae
Exons: 19
Coding region: 139-4791 (1550 amino acids)
Source: RefSeq, a predicted model, not a curated record
GUUACCUAUCCAAAUAGUCAAAUACCGAUUUAGAUAAUAUUUGUUAAUUGUUUUAAUGCUAUUUUCUGUAGCGAACAAUGAUGAGCAUUAAUAAAUAAUACACUUUCUGUACACAAAUUUCUAUUUAAAUCAUUCAAGAUGAUGGUCACAAUUCAUGGUCUUCCUGUGAAUAUCAAUUAUCAGGAUGUAAAGGCCAUGAUCAAACGGGAAUGUAAAAUUGCAGACUUUAUAUUGGACAAUUUAGUAAGCGAGACCGAUGGAUUAAAAAAAGUACGAGUAGGGCUUGCGGACGACAUAGAAGGCGCACAUGUUAUAAAAUGUUUAAAUGGAUAUCGUUUCUCUGGAUACAUACUACGCGUGACUCCUGUUGGAAAAUCAGGGGUUUUGAACCAAGCCAGUCCACUCAAUCAAAGGGCAUACCCAGCGCAAGGUUACCAGGGUCAAAGUCAAAAUGAUUAUGGUCGUGUUGACCCCUGGUCAAAUAACCAGUGGAGUGCGAACCAACCAAUCGCCCAAGCGCAGCAAAAUAAUUAUGGAUAUCAGGGACAACAGAUGAAUACUUAUGCUCCUGCUAAUGUGAACCAACAAAUCAGGCCGCAGUAUGAUCAAAGGCAAUCUAUUCUUAGUAGAAUAGGGCCCCCGUCACAGGGAUUCGCUUUUGCCCCUAAGAAUGAAGUGACACAACCGGCGGCCCCAAUAAGACAAGGCGUGUUGAGGGCUGUCGAAAUAGUAGACACGUCGCACCUCACAAACCGACACAUAGGAUCUUACGACACGUCACGUGAUAGAUCCGACUUGACACGCGAUAGGCCAGAAUUGGCACGCGAAAGAUCGGACUUGGCACGCGAUAGACCGGACUUGACACGUGAAAGAUCAGACUUGGCAUGUGAUAGUAUUGACUUGGCACGCGAGAGGCCUGACAUGCCACGUAGGAGAACCGAUAUACCCCGUGAGAAUGUCAUCAUGAAAGAUCACUUCCAAGGACCAGAAUAUGGUUCACCGCAACCAAGCUCGAGUUAUUAUCAAGAUCGUGGUCCAUGGACGCAACAGCAGAAACUGGGCGACGAUCGCAAAUUUUCAGCCGACAAGCGUGAACUCAUAAAGGAGCCAUUGAUAAAGCAUUCUGGCGCUUACAAAGAGUACGAUAAGGGUCAAUUUUCCCCGCAGCCAAGGAUCGCUGGCACGGGAAGGAAUAUUUCACCGCCAGGGAAAAGAUUGCUUCAAAGUGGUAGAGAUGUAUCACCACCGGGCAGACAAAUACCACCAUCGAGGAUUUCCCCACCAGGGAGACGAGUUUCUCCAUCUGGCAGGCGUAUUUCUCCACCAGGAAGACGUAUUUCUCCAUCUGGCAGGCGUAUUUCCCCAUCUGGAAGACGAAUUUCUCCGCCAGGACGUAGAAUUUCUCCAUCAGGACGUCGUAUUUCACCUGGACGUAGAAUUUCCCCAUCGGGUCGUCGUAUUUCCCCACCUGGGAGGAGAAUUUCACCAUCUGGCAGGCGUAUUUCCCCGCCGGGUCGUCGUAUUACCCCUGGAAGACAUGUAUCACCGCAUUCUACUAUUCAUAAAGAUCAAGUUAAAAGAAAUUUACCUGGACGUCAUUCGCCCGACCGCCGCGACGAAGGUCGUAGGAUACCUCCCGGACAAGAAAGGUAUUCCCCUACGCACUUGGAAGAAAUAAGGCCGACAUCAAAACAAGUCAGACCGGCGUAUGAGCCUCCAUCGGCAUCGAAUCAACCUAUGUACUCAGGUGGAUAUCGCCCGAACAGCAAUGAAAACGUUCAAUAUCCGCAAGGGAGAACGGACCGUUGGUCGGACAGAGAGAAGCCGUUCAUCAAACACGAAGAAGAUAGAAGAGAGUCGAGAAUUUCGAAAUUCAAUUCGCAAAGAGGCGUGGAUCAUCCCGUGCCAGAAGGAAUAAAGCGAGCUAGGUCGCAAAAUCGUGAAUCGAGAUCUCCUAAACGUGAUCGCUCGCCUGUACGCGAUCGCUACAGAAGACAUUCUCCUUCGCCCAGAUCUCCGCGACGUUCGUGGGCUUUGGAGAAGAGACGCAGCCCAGAAGAUGGACAAGCACCUCCUCCGCCAAGCUGGCCUGGACAAAAUGCAAGAGACAAGAGACCUUACCCGGACAGAGCUGAUGAUGCAAGACCUUCGCCUUGGGAGGUACCUAAAUUUGAGCCUAAAACAGAAGAUAUACGCCGAGAGCCUCGAGCUGUGGUAGAAGAGAAAAGGCAUUUUGAACGUGAGACAAUAGCUGUGCGAAAGGACUUGAUGAAAUGGAAACCGGUUGGGAACGAGAGUCCAAAACAUUCUUCGAGUCGUUUCAAUCCAGAUGAUAGUGAAAAAGAUCGUAGGAGAAAAGAAUUUGAAGGUCGCCCACAAGAGUUUAGAAUGCAAGACGACGCAGAUAGAAGAGGACGACCGGACAGGCGCGAGUUUGCUGACCGUCACGAACAAGAAGAUCGACGAUACAAAUCUAAUUAUGCGGACGCAAAUGACCUCACACAAAUAAAAGAAGAAUUGUCCCGACGUAUUGAGAAAAAGACAGAGAUACUGAAGAAGCAAGAAGAACUUCAAAAAGAAAUAGAAGACGUGUAUAAACGUGCCGUGGACUUUACGAAAAAAGCAGAAAUGUAUAAAAAGGGAGAUCGCAGACAUGAAGAAGAUUAUCGAGAUGAACGCCGCCAAGAUCAACAUGACUCCAAACAUUAUGCAGAUCGUUUUGACCAGGAGCGUCGGAGUCGCGAUGAAUUUGCUAAAAAGCCGUAUGUCGAACGAAAUAGAGACGAUUUUCGUGUAGACGACCGCAGCUUGGAAGAGAAAAAUAAACCAAGACGUCCUAUGAGUCCAAGUCAAAAAGCGAAAAGAGACAAAGCUGGUGAAGAAAUCUCCGAAAAACUGUUAAGCAAAUAUGGUAGCCAUUUGCCGGAAGAUAUUAAAACGAGGGUACUCGAAGAAAUGAAAUUUGCUAUUUUAAAGAUAUUUUUCGACAUGUUUGGAAGCGAUGAAGUUUCGUUCAUAGAAAUGGUGGUAAAGUUCAACUCCAAGCACAACAUUAAAGAUCAAGAGAAAAUAUUCGACGAGGUUAUGAAGAGUUUCCCGAGUCAGUAUCGGAAGCGUCCUGCGCAAGAUGACUCUGGAGUACCGUCGAAGACAUCCAAACUAUCUCCUACAACGAUUGCAAGUAAAGAUGGGACUCAAGAAUCGUCAUACCAAACAACGAUUCGUAAAAUGCCAGUGAAAUAUGCAUCUAAAGCCCUACCACAAAGGAAGCCUACAUCUAAAGCGGUUGAAUCUAAAAAAACAGAAACAAAACCACGCCAAGAAGUGGUGAAACAGAAAUCUGAUGACACAGAGCGUAAGAGCAAGACGGAAGAUUCUAAGAAAAGUUAUAAGGUUGCCAAUGAUGAUGCAGAAACAACAGCCGUCAAGAAGGAAACCGACGAAGCGAUACAAGCUAUGUUCCCGGAGGAAAUUUCCGAAACGGAACGGGAAUUAGAUCCGCUAACCACGCGACUGUUGGAGUAUGAACUGCGACAUAUUAUGAUUAAGGUCUGGCAAGAGUUUCCCGAUGACCCUCCGACAGAUGACGAGAAAUUGAUCGCAGAAAAGUUUAGGAAUGAAGCCGGCGAUGAUAUUAGAAAUGUAAUCGGAUUAAAUGUCACAAAGAGGUUGCUGAAUAUACAUAACAGGUUAAUUGUCAAGGUUCGAUUCUCUAGUCGGCCAGAGAAAAGCUAUUUGCUAGCGUUUCUGAAGAAAUAUAACAUUCGUGGCUUCAAGCGAGUCGCCUCAGAGACUAACACGUUUGCUGCGCAGUUGAGAACUAUUGAAGACUUUGAUAGAAUUUGUGCUGAGAAAGUGAUUAGCUGUGGUAAUGCAAAGCUCACAAUAACUCCGUGCUACAAGUUUAUGAAGUGUCCACCAAAAUUGAAAACUAAAUUCGUGGAAGAAACUGAAGAUAAAACCGAGGACAAGGAAAAACCUAAAGAAACAGCGAAUACUACAAAUGAUAAAGGAGAAUCUCAAAGAGUAGAAGAUAAAAAUAAAGUUGUAACAGAAGAAAAAGCUGAAGAAAAGAAAAAUGAAAAUAAAGCUCCAAUAGAAAACACUACUAAGAAUGUUAACACAGUAAGAAAAGAAGUGAAAGAAGCUGACAACAAAACUCAAGUUGAAAGUAAACCUAAAGAACAAAAUAAACCUAUAAUUGUAAAUAAAUCUGAUACACCAAAACCAGCAAAUACACAAACACCAGUUAAAGAAACUGUACAAAAAACAGAAGUUAAAAAAGUUACUAAUGCUACAGUAGAAAAACCAAAAGAAAAUAAUGUUUUGAAAAAUAACGAAACCAAAAUAAGUGAAACCGAAAAAACAGUGAAACCAACUGUAGAGAAAAAUAAAGAAAUAACUACGACUGUCACAACAAAUGCAAAUACUCAAAAAGCUAAACAGGCUGUUGUACCUAAAGCCGCGCAAAAACCAGCAAAAGCACCAAUUAUUGCGCCUACAAAUAAUAUAGCUCCUAAAACUGUGGCUAAACCAAAAACUCCUCAAAAAGUCACUAAACCCGCUAUUGUUCCCAAAGCUAUCAACAAGGCAAAAGAAACGCCGAAAGUUCAAACGAAAAAGACACCGAAUAAAGAACAACCUAAAGAUCCUAUAAAAACAGUUAAAAAGGAAUCUAAAAAGGAUGUAAUUGAAAAAUAUGAUGAUUACGAUGAAAUGGAUGAUGAAGAUAUUCUAGCUUUAUUGUCUGAAGGUGUGGUCUUGGAUGAGUGUGGUUCUGAUGACGAAUAAAUAAGAAAAAUUCUUAGUUUUAAGCAAUUUAUAUUGUUCAUACGUAAUUGUAGUAGUAAAUAAAUGGUGAUUUGUCCAAUGACAA